UGUCAGAUAGUGAUGAUAGUUGUUUAGUUUUACCUGACCCAAAUCCAGAUCUUUCAAAGUUCUCCCUCUUCGAAACGCCCUUAGUUCCCAAGGAAGAGCAGUCUGCUUCUUUAUCUAAAGGAGCAAAAUUAUCAGACCCUGGCAGUGACACAGAGACAAUCUCCACAAUAGAUUUGUGCGUUAGAAAGAAGAAGCCAAACGUCUCGUUGUCCACUUACAUUUCGCGCCCAAAUAAGGCAUCUCUUAAACCUCAGUUGGAGCAACUGAACUCGAAAUCAACUGUCACAGUUAAAUCAAUGCUGUCUAGAGAGAGUAAACGAAGGAAGGUUGAGAAGACUGGUAACAAAGUUGAUUCCUCACGGAUAGUCAAUUUAUUCAAUUCUGGUCUAAAAGUUGCAGAAAUAGCUGAAAAGUUUAGUAUUUCCAAGAAAUGUGCUCAGCAGAUAGUUGAAAAACAUGCUGGUCCAGCAGAACCUCAAGUUCUACCCCCUCCUAAGAAACGAGGAGUACCCAAAUUUCCGCAGGAUCCUGCCUCCAUGACUGCCCUCAGAUCAGAACGACCUCCAAUGAUAGUUCCUAGCGAAAUUAGAGAUAAGAUAACUCAGAACGAGCUAAAAUUGGGACGGAGAAAGAGCCAAGUUGCUGAUGGGCAGGUCUCUGAGAAGGUCUCACCGCCCAAAGGAGCACAACAGAAAGUCAAAUACCAGUGCAAAUACUGUCCUUGUGCAGUUUUCAACUCUGAUACUCCCGAGGAGAAGAAGUUUCACUAUAACAAGAACUGUUUAGGAAUUGGGAAGAAAAUUGUAACAAUCCAGAAGGAGCUCAGAGACAGAUCAUCCCAGCAAGUAGAGGCAUUGAACAGUCAUUUUAUCAAACAAGGACCUCUCUUCAUUUGUGCGUAUUGUCAGAAACAAGUGGAAUUACUGCAAAACUGUAAAAUAGCUGUUGCAAAGUAUCUUCACCUUGAUCUGUACCAUAAAGAGAUUAAGCCGGAGAUUAAAAGGAUAACGACAAUGUCAGACAUCCAGAGGAUUAUCUCUGGCAGCUCAUCCGCAAAACCAAUAGUCUGCAUUAAGGCAGGAAGUGCCAUGCCACUGUCGAAGAAGUUGCAGUCUGGGGUAAGUGUUGAUUCUGAUUCGAAAUGGCAGAAGCCUGCUUCCAGAACUCUACCUAAGUUUGUGAAGAGAUCAAUUUCAUUACCCCAAUCUUGUUCAUCAGACUUUCCAGCGUCUUCAUUAAGAGCAAAAACAUCUUCAACUGAAUCAUCAGAUAGUGGCGUUACAGUGACUACUUUUAAGAAUGAUAAGAGCAGAAACCGCUUUAAAAGGAAGACGAGUUCGUCUUCUGAAGAGGGACAGAGGAGGGCCAAACGACCGUCCAUUUCACCGCGAAUCCCACAAGCCUACGUCAAAGAAUCUUCUUUGUCGCCUGAAACUUCUUCCAGAGAAUCCUCUCCAGAUAUAGAUAGUCAGAAGAGGAGGAAAGAACUAGAAUCCCAACUCACAACCUCUGAUGUAAGGCGGAUAGAUGGUAAUGAGGCUUUUGUUCGCCGUCAGUACUCUUUAGUAAACGAAGGUUCCACCAAAAAACAAAAGUGCAAGCACUGUGGAUCUUACUUCAAGAAUCUCCUCACAACCCUGCAACUCCAUUUAAAGGACAAGUGUACGAAUUUCUGGAAAAUCCGUCACCAAAGGAACAAACGACGUGAGGCAGAGAAGAAAGUUCCGGAAUCCUUGCCUUCCAACAAAGCUAAAAAGACAAUCCUAGAGACUGAAGAAACACCCUCGCGCAACAGCAGCACAUCAUCAAGUAGCGGACCGUGCAGACUACGCGCCUCUUCCUCAGGUAGCGAAGGGUUGCCCAGACAACACGCCUCUUCCACAGACGAAGAGGUAAAUGCUGCUGCUGAUUUCGAGGAGGAGAAGGAGAAUACUCUGGGGAAAGAGCAGUCGGAGAAGAUUUUGACUUUUAAGAUCAUCAAGGAGCUGAUCUCAGAGGGUCUUCUUACAGAUUACGAGAAGAAGAAUAAGAAGUGUGUACACUGUUCACGUGGUCACUUAGAGUUGGCAUCCUGCCAGCACAAAGAUAUGUGGCAAUGGGAGUGUGAUAAGUGCCUGCAAAGAAUACCUGUAAGGAAGGAUUCAGUGAUCAGAUACUCCGACAUUACACUGGAAUAUUUCUCUAGGUUAUACAAGGAGUACAAGGCCGGAACAACUGUGGAAGUGACGAGCGGUCUACUCCACUUAUCUAUUAAUGAAGUAAAGAAAAUCUACGAUAACAUCCAUAAAGAAGUAGCAGCAGAUAAGACGAAGGUAAAGCCCGAGCCAGUGGAGUUCAACAUCGUAACUCCAAGUUCUGAGCCUGUCCAGUUGUUUUCUUCACCUGAGCCGGGCUCUCCUCCUCCUGGACCCAGUAACUGCUCUACUCCCACUCCGACCCCUACUGGUCCCACUCCGACCCCUGCAGCUGCCUCACCUGGUACCACCACUCAAUCCUCUGCUAAAAGAGCAAACUACAGAGAGAGUAAACCGUUUGAGUACGGGAUAAUGCCUGCAACAGUCAAGACUGAACCCAUUGAUGAGACUUACAACGUGGUGUUUAAACGUGACCCAGAUGGUAAACUGUGUGAAGUGCACCUCAGAACAGAAUGGAUGUACGGGGAGCAGGACAGGUGCAGCGAGGUGGCCCAGUUCAACAGUACGCUCUGUGCAAAACAUGAAAAUAGGAUUAGCCUAAAGGAAAUGACAAUGGCUGUUGGUUCUGCUGUUGUAAGGAGAGGAGGAGGCUCUGGUCGUGCUGGAAGUAACCCUCCUUCUUCUCGUCCUGAUACUCCUGAUAUGAAACCACCCUCAAUUGAACCCUCUGCUCCAGCCUCUAUCUUUGCAGAAGAAGAAGAGGAUGAUCUUCCUGAUCCGUUUGAUGAGGAAGGAGGAAACACCCCUGAGAACAGUAAAGAACAAGCCGCCCCUGUACAAGAGGAGGAGGAAGAGGCGGAGGAGGAAGAGGCGGAGGAGGAAGAGGCGGAGGAGGAAGAGGCGGAGUCAAGUCUUCAGAUAGAUGAGGAUGAUCACGCUGUAUUUGAUACGGACGAGGAGGAGCAGCAGCUGGAGGAGGAGAAUAAACAACAAGUAGGAGUAGAGGAGGAGCAACAAGAGGAGGAGGAGGAGGACGAUGAAGGGAUAGAUAUAGUGGAGGAGGAGGAACAGGGAUCAUUCUUCAUGUCUCCCCUACCUGCCACCGCAGAAGAAGACCCCCUUCAGACUUAUGGAACAAUUCCUGUCCCUACAUUCGCCCCUGCCACCGGACCAGCUCCUACCACCGGACCAGCUCCUGCCAUCGGACCAGCUCCUGCCACCGGACCAGCUCCUACCACCGGACCAGCUCCUACCACCGGACCAGCUCCUACCACCGGACCAGCUCCUACCACCGGACCAGCUUCUACCACCGGACCAGCUCCUACCACUGGACCAGCUCCUACCACCGGACCAGCUCCUACCACCGGACCAGCUCCUACCACCGGACCUGCUCCUACCACCGGACCAGCUCCUACCACCGGACCAGCUCCUACCACCGGACCAGCUCCUACCACCGGACCAGCUCCUACCACCGGACCAGCUCCUACCACCGGACCAGCUCCUACCACCGGACCAGCUCCUACCACCGGACCAGCUCCUACCACCGGACCAGCUCCUACCACUGGACCAGCUCUUGCAACUACGCGCUCUACCGCAUCCCAAUGUGAGAGUCAGAUGUUUCCCAAGGUAACGGAGGAGAUGAAGCGAGAACCUUCCCCCAAAUCUAUAUUCGAGGGAGAAACUAUUCUCGAGUUUGACCUACAGAGGUGGACUGAAGACUGUUUAAUGUCGAUUAGUAAGAGUCCAUCACCCUUUACUGUCAUGCUGGACAAUUGCUUAGUUUUUACCUCUAUGCAUCAAAUCAAAGAAAAGUUUGAAGACAGAUCUUUUCAAGAUUGUCUCAAUUCCAUGUGGCUACUAACCUUGCGGAUGGAGAACUUUGGGUUAAGAGGAUUUUGUGGUUUUGUUGUUAUGCUCCAAUACUUACAGAUACGAAUGUUGUCUGCCUCUAUAAAGACGAAGUUGCUGUGCGAGGCAGAGAUUGAUCGGGCGUUGAAUAGUAAACUUGAUAUCUUCACGCUUCUCUUACUCCACCGGCUCUCCCUUCAGAAGGAAAUGCAAACGUGUACAUACACCCCAAGCCGGAUAUGUAAAACUAUAAAUUUGAGGUUACUAGAAAUGGCGCCUGAAGAAAAUUCCCAGGUAAUGAAUAUGGUAACCUCUUCGUACUCUAACAUGAACACCAGAUUCCUUUACGAUCUCCGUUCUACAGCUCACGAACUAAAGAGUCUUGUGUCAAUACUUGCUAUAGAGCAACUCCUACAGGACAAGUUCAACCGAUCCCAACCCAUGGGAAAAUUGGAUUGUAUAAACCAGUAUCUAGCUCAUCUUUGCAGCUUGACGGGCGAUAACAAACUGUGGCCAGAUGUAUCUGAGUUACGUACACACGGCAUAACCUCUGUCUUAAGAUGCAUAGCAGGAGAGGUGUACCUAGCAACAUUGUCCCAACCAGGACACUCCCAACCAGGACACUCCCAACCAGGACACCCUCAACCAGGACACUCUAAUACUGAGCUAGUUUCUAGGAGGAGGAUUCUCUCUCAACUUACGCACUCCCUCACUUCUGCCGAGAAGACACGCCUAGUGGAACAGUUACAAGUCUGCGGUUUAGUGGAUCCUGGAGCGUCUAUCAGACCAAAUAUUUCAGGUGCUUUCGGAGAGGUGUCUAGCUCAGAAGACCGACCACCUGUCCGAGUUGAAACCUCUGAUUUCGCUGUGCAAGAAGACUUGUACGAGUCAACUUGGACACCCCGUCCGGAGUACGACUACAGAUUAUUGGGGCCAAUUGAAAGAUUGCGACACAACAACAACCUGAUCGUUGCCAAGGUGGCAAAGUUGGAGGAUGUAUCCAAAGAUAAUGAUAAGGACAUAAACGAAAACAAUAUCCACAUCACAUCGCUCGAGUCCUCUCUGAGACGGAGACAAGCGCUGAAGAUAGAGCUGGAAACUAGAGAUCAGCGUGUAAAACAUUUCAGAUCCAUGAUUUUAGCGCAGAGAGCAACAGAUGAAGGAAACAGAUGAGGUUAUCUUGUGUUAUAUCUAAGUGAGAUAUGAUUCCUAUCCCGGGGUAUAGCUGCAGAAGAGCCCGCUGUGUUGACGUCCUGAUGAAGUUGAUAAUGAUGAAGAAGUUGGAGCUGUGAACACUACUGCCAGGCCAAUAUGCAACAAGGGAAAUGAAGACAAUAAUCUUAAAAUGACAGGUCAUGGUGUGAAAGAAGGAAUAGGUGACAAAUAAUUUUUGGUAUAGGAUUGAGCAGAGUCAUUAUUCAUUGUAGAAUAUCACAUAGAUCUAUCAUAGAAAUUUGUUUCGCUAAAAAUGGUUUUUGAUAUUAAUUAUCAAGCUUUUUAAUUUGAACCUAAAAUUGACAGUUUUUAACUUUUUAUCUUUAUUAAUCAAACUCCAUGCUCAAGCAUUCUAAGAAUUUUUAUAUAUUUUUCCACGACUCUUGACUGGCUGCGGUUAACUUAAAUUUGAAUACUUUGUAGAAACGAUCAUUUUUAGUUAUAUAUAUAGAUUUAGUUACCGUACAGUUAGGGGUCGUUCACAUAUUACGUUAUCAUUUUUUGGAUCAU
Bolinopsis microptera is the source of this 5708-nucleotide messenger RNA. RefSeq lists its product as uncharacterized. NCBI's taxonomy places the organism in Eukaryota, Metazoa, Ctenophora, Tentaculata, Lobata, Bolinopsidae. Bases 297 to 5156 code for a protein of 1619 amino acids. The transcript is spliced from 29 exons. The record is from RefSeq and is a predicted model, not a curated record.